CGGGCGGAGCCCGAAGGGAGGGAGGGCGGGGCGCAGGCGCGGUUAGUACCGCGGUGGGCGCCGGGGCUCCCGGGGUUCUACCUUCUCCUGCCGCCGGCACGCGGUUCCCAGCGGGCCAGCGGCGGUCAGCCGAGGUCGAGACGCCCGCAGGACCUGAUGGCCAAAAGAAAGGAAGAAAAUUUUUCCUCUCCUAAAAAUGCCAAAAGGCCAAGACAAGAAGAAUUGGAGGAUUUUGAUAAAGAUGGUGACGAAGACGAAUGUAAAGGUACUACUUUGACUGCAGCAGAAGUUGGAAUAAUAGAGAGUAUUCACCUAAAAAACUUCAUGUGUCAUUCAAUGCUUGGACCUUUUAAGUUUGGUUCUAAUGUCAACUUUGUUGUUGGCAACAAUGGAAGUUGGAGUGCAGUGGUGCGAUCUUGGCUCAAUGCAACCUCUGCCUCCCAGGUUCAAGCGAUUCUCCUGUUUCAGCCUUGUGGGAAGAGUGCAGUACUCACAGCUCUCAUAGUUGGUCUUGGUGGAAGAGCAGUUGCUACUAAUAGAGGAUCCUCUUUAAAAGGUUUUGUGAAAGAUGGACAGAACUCUGCAGAUAUCUCAAUAACAUUGAGGAACAGAGGAGAUGAUGCCUUUAAAGCCAGUGUGUAUGGUAACUCUAUACUUAUACAGCAACACAUCAGCAUAGAUGGAAGUCGAUCUUAUAAACUUAAAAGUGCAACAGGCUCCGUGGUUUCCACGAGGAAAGAAGAGCUGAUUGCAAUUCUUGAUCAUUUUAACAUCCAGGUGGAUAAUCCAGUUUCUGUUUUAACACAAGAAAUGAGCAAGCAGUUCUUACAGUCUAAAAAUGAAGGAGACAAAUACAAAUUCUUCAUGAAAGCAACACAACUUGAACAGAUGAAGGAAGAUUAUUCAUACAUUAUGGAAACGAAAGAAAGAACAAAGGAGCAGAUACAUCAAGGAGAAGAGCGGCUUACUGAACUAAAGCGCCAGUGCGUAGAGAAAGAGGAACGUUUUCAAAGUAUUGCUGGUUUAAGUACAAUGAAGACUAAUUUAGAGUCCUUGAAACAUGAAAUGGCUUGGGCAGUGGUCAAUGAAAUUGAAAAACAAUUGAAUGCUAUCAGAGAUAAUAUCAAAAUUGGAGAAGAUCGUGCUGCUAGACUUGACAGGAAAAUGGAAGAACAGCAGGUCAGACUUAAUGAAGCAGAACAAAAGUACAAGGAUAUUCAAGACAAACUAGAAAAGAUUAGUGAAGAGACAAAUGCACGAGCACCAGAAUGUAUGGCAUUGAAAGCAGAUGUUGUUGCUAAGAAAAGGGCCUAUAAUGAAGCUGAGGUUUUAUAUAACCGAUCCUUAAACGAAUAUAAAGCAUUAAAGAAAGAUGAUGAGCAGCUUUGUAAACGAAUUGAAGAGCUGAAAAAAAGUACUGACCAAUCUUUGGAACCUGAACGGUUGGAAAGACAAAAAAAAAUAUCUUGGUUAAAAGAGAGAGUAAAGGCCUUUCAAAAUCAAGAAAAUUCAGUCAAUCAAGAGAUCGAACAGUUUCAGCAAGCCAUAGAAAAGGACAAAGAAGAACAUGGCAAAAUUAAGAGAGAAGAAUUAGAUGUGAAGCAUGCACUGAGCUACAAUCAGAGGCAACUGAAAGAAUUGAAAGAUAGUAAAACUGAUCGACUCAAAAGAUUUGGCCCUAAUGUUCCAGCUCUUCUUGAAGCCAUAGAUGCUGCUUAUAGACAAGGACAUUUUACCUAUAAACCUGUAGGCCCUUUAGGAGCUUGCAUUCAUCUUCGGGACCCAGAACUUGCUUUGGCUAUUGAAUCUUGCUUAAAAGGGCUUCUGCAGGCCUAUUGUUGCCAUAAUCAUGCUGAUGAAAGGGUCCUUCAGGCACUCAUGAAAAGGUUUUAUUUACCAGGGACCUCAAGGCCACCGAUAAUAGUUUCUGAGUUUCGGAAUGAGAUAUAUGAUGUAAGACACAGAGCUGCUUAUCAUCCAGACUUUCCAACAGUUCUGACAGCUUUAGAAAUAGAUAAUGCGGUUGUGGCAAAUAGCCUAAUUGACAUGAGAGGCAUAGAGACAGUGCUACUAAUCAAAAAUAAUUCUGUAGCUCGUGCAGUAAUGCAGUCCCAAAAACCACCCAAAAAUUGUAGAGAAGCUUUUACUGCUGAUGGUGAUCAAGUUUUUGCAGGACGUUAUUAUUCAUCUGAAAAUACAAGACCUAAGUUCCUAAGCAGAGAUGUGGAUUCUGAAAUAAGUGACUUGGAGAAUGAGGUUGAAAAUAAGACGGCCCAGAUAUUAAAUCUUCAGCAACAUUUAUCUGCCCUUGAAAAAGAUAUUAAACACAAUGAGGAACUUCUUAAAAGGUGCCAACUACAUUAUAAAGAACUAAAGAUGAAAAUAAGAAAAAAUAUUUCUGAAAUUCGGGAACUUGAGAACAUAGAAGAACACCAGUCUGUAGAUAUUGCAACUUUGGAAGAUGAAGCUCAGGAAAAUAAAAGCAAAAUGAAAAUGGUUGAGGAACAUAUGGAGCAACAAAAAGACAAUAUGGAGCAUCUUAAAAGUCUGAAAAUAGAAGCAGAAAAUAAGUAUGAUGCAAUUAAAUUCAAAAUUAAUCAACUAUCGGAGCUAGCAGACCCACUUAAGGAUGAAUUAAACCUUGCUGAUUCUGAAGUGGAUAACCAAAAACGAGGGAAACGACAUUAUGAAGAAAAACAAAAAGAACACUUGGAUACCUUAAAUAAAAAGAAACGAGAACUGGAUAUGAAAGAGAAAGAACUAGAGGAGAAAAUGUCACAAGCAAGACAAAUCUGCCCAGAGCGUAUAGAAGUAGAAAAAUCUGCAUCAAUUCUGGACAAAGAAAUUAAUCGAUUAAGGCAGAAGAUACAGGCAGAACAUGCUAGUCAUGGAGAUCGAGAGGAAAUAAUGAGGCAGUACCAAGAAGCAAGAGAGACCUAUCUUGAUCUGGAUAGUAAAGUGAGGACUUUAAAAAAGUUUAUUAAAUUACUGGGAGAAAUCAUGGAGCACAGAUUCAAAACAUAUCAACAAUUUAGAAGGUGUUUGACUUUACGAUGCAAAUUAUACUUUGACAACUUACUAUCUCAGCGGGCCUAUUGUGGAAAAAUGAAUUUUGACCACAAGAAUGAAACUCUAAGUAUAUCAGUUCAGCCUGGAGAAGGAAAUAAAGCUGCUUUCAGUGACAUGAGAGCCUUGUCUGGAGGUGAACGUUCUUUCUCCACAGUGUGUUUUAUUCUUUCCCUAUGGUCCAUCGCAGAAUCUCCUUUCAGAUGCCUGGAUGAAUUUGAUGUCUACAUGGAUAUGGUUAAUAGGAGAAUUGCCAUGGACUUGAUACUGAAGAUGGCAGAUUCCCAGCGUUUUAGACAGUUUAUCUUGCUCACACCUCAAAGCAUGAGUUCACUUCCGUCCAGUAAACUGAUAAGAAUUCUCCGAAUGUCUGAUCCUGAAAGAGGACAAACUACAUUGCCUUUCAGACCUGUGACUCAAGAAGAAGAUGAUGACCAAAGUUGAUUUGUAACUUAACAUGCCUUGUCCUGAUGUUGAAGGAUUUGUGAAGGGAAAAAUAAUUCUGGACUCUUUGAUAUAAUAAAAUGAGACUGGAGGCAUUCUGAAAUGAAAGAAACUCCUUUAUAUAUCCAACCACAAUCAAACAUAUAAAUAAGCCUGGAAAACCAACUACAACCAGCAAUUUAAGAUUACUAUUACUUUAAGAAAAUCAAUUUCAUAGUAUUGGUUUUAAAUCUUUUUAAGUUUUUUUUAUACCAUCUAUUUUUAUAGAUUCUUUUUCAGAAGUAAAAUUUUGUACAUAUAUACAUGUACAUAUCUGUUUAGUUUGGGUUCAUUUCUAUAACAUUUUGUAAGAAAAUAAAAGUUUGAGCACCUGA
Molecule: messenger RNA, 3884 nt
Organism: Gorilla gorilla gorilla (western lowland gorilla)
Lineage: Eukaryota; Metazoa; Chordata; Mammalia; Primates; Hominidae
Gene: SMC6
Product: structural maintenance of chromosomes 6
Exons: 28
Coding region: 157-3510 (1117 amino acids)
Biological process (GO): double-strand break repair via homologous recombination
Cellular component (GO): site of double-strand break; nucleus; Smc5-Smc6 complex
Molecular function (GO): ATP hydrolysis activity; single-stranded DNA binding; damaged DNA binding
Source: RefSeq, a predicted model, not a curated record